Messenger RNA from Ustilaginoidea virens, 4824 nucleotides. RefSeq lists its product as uncharacterized. The record is from RefSeq and is a predicted model, not a curated record. Gene Ontology annotation, biological process: regulation of translational initiation by eIF2 alpha phosphorylation; DNA damage checkpoint signaling. The coding region runs from base 1 to 4824 and encodes 1607 amino acids. The transcript is spliced from 6 exons. Gene Ontology annotation, molecular function: eukaryotic translation initiation factor 2alpha kinase activity; ATP binding; protein binding. NCBI's taxonomy places the organism in Eukaryota, Fungi, Ascomycota, Sordariomycetes, Hypocreales, Clavicipitaceae.
AUGGCCUGGCAAGCAACCGGGGCAUGGAAGACAUCCUUGAACAAAGAUCCAAACGAACAGGACUCAAGCUUCCCGGGCCUCAAACCCACAACGCCCGACACAACGGCCAAGAUCGAAUAUGAAGAGCUUCAGCAGAAUGAGCUGCUGGCUCUUGAAGCUAUAUAUGGGGACGAUUUCGUGAAGCAUAGCGGUACCCGCACUGCGUGGAAGAAAACAGAGCCCGAGUUCGACAUCCGAAUAAGAGCAUCCACCGACCACGACUUUGCUGUGACUGUUGGGUUUGUCAUGACGGCGACCUAUCCUAAAACUCCACCCCUCUUGACGGUCAAAGAGCUCGACAGCUUGCGUGAGCCUACACAGUUCAAGAUACAAAACUACGUAGACACGGAGCCCAAAGAGUUCGCCAAAGAGGAGCAAGAAAUGGUUGACAGAAUAGUCGAGGGCAUUCGGGAUAUUUUAGAGGAUGCAGCGCAAGUCAAGGCUUCUGGGAAGCAGCUGCCGUCCUUGGAAGAGGAGCGGGAGCAGCACGAAGCGAGGCUCGCAAUAUUGGCAGAGCAGCAAAAGGAGGAGGAAGAGCGCAAGAAGUUGGAGGAGACCAAAGAGGAGGAAAGGGUCAUGUCACAGAUGCUCCGACAGCAGAUCGACCGCCAAAGACAAAAAGCCAAGGAAUCGAGGACUAACCGCCGACCGAACGGAUUGCAUGGCCAGCCCAGUGAUCACUCGGUAUCUGACAGCGAGCAGAUCGACUUUGACCAGCUCUGUCACACGACUGAUAAGGAGGGUAAUAUUCUCAAUUUCAGGUCAGUUGCAGGGAAAUGCGAUCCGCGAGAGGGAAAGGUGGCCACUGUCUAUACAGUACGACCAAUCCUGGGCACCGGGCAAGGAAAUCAAACGUUGGCCCUCAAGGAAGCCACCUUACGAGCUGGCAUUAAAGAGCCCAAGGAGUUUAAAAAACAACUCCAAUCUCUCGAGUCAAGGCUUCAGGACCUGAAAUCUACGAAGCGAAUUCAUCACCGUCACCUUGUCGACGUUUUGGAUUUCAAGGUUGAGAGUGGGACCUUGACCAACGCGGCAGCCUCUAAUGCGUGGACUGUAAGAGUGCUGAUGCCCAUGGCUGAAAAGGGUUCACUCGGCGAGCUAUUAGAGCUGGCAGGGCAUAUCGAGAUUGGCAAGGUACGAUCCUGGACCAGAGAUUUGUUAGAUGCUCUCAAUUUCCUGCACAACCACAAUGUUGCGCACCAGGAUAUCCAUCCCGGCAAUGUUUUACUUUUCCGGGAAUCCACAGGUGAAAUUGUGCCUAAGCUCUCUGAUGCCUGGUAUCAGCGAGAAAUUCAUGAUGCAUACAGCACCAGAGCAGAUCUUCCUGGCCUCAGCUCAGCAAAGUCGGCGUACUGGCUGCCACCUGAGAUUGCGGGUCAGUCAAACCCCCAGUACACUUACAAGACCGAUAUAUGGGAGUUUGGCAUUGUCUUUGUCCAAAUGAUAUUCGGCUUAAACGUGCUGCAAAAAUAUUCGUCGCCCCGAAAUCUCAUGGAAUCCCUCAGCCUGUCCCAGUCGCUGCGAGAGCUCGUGAGUCGGUUCUUCAAAGACGAUAAACAAAAGCGUCCACGCCCCUUUGAGCUCGGAUCGAGCGAGUUUCUCGCAACUGACGCCCCUGUUUUUCGCGACGAUUCGUCGGCCACACUCUCUACGACUCCUUCCAUCAUGUCUCUGCACGUGCUGCCUGCGAAUCUACGACGUGAUUCGAUGACGAGAGGAGCAGCUGUGUCACGCUACACAGAAGAUUUCGUGGAAGAAGGUCGGCUUGGUAAAGGAGGAUUCGGAGAAGUAGUCAAGGCGAGGAAGAAGCUUGACGGGCAGAUAUAUGCCAUCAAGAAGAUCACUCAACGUUCCCAUGCCAGCUUGACCGAAAUUUUGAAGGAGGUGCGGCUUCUGUCACAGCUAAGCCACCCCGCCGUCGUACGAUAUUACAACACUUGGGUCGAAGAGGUGGCGGAUGUAACCGACGCGGGAGAUGAAACCUCGAUCGAUGAUUUUACGGGAGAGACUAGAGGGACUGGCUCAGCAGGCAUAGAUAUCCACUUUGCCACGAGCACAGGCGGCCUUGACUUCAUAUCGUCCAAUGCCGCAGUAGAAUUCGGGUACGAUGACGACAGCGACAACUCAGACAACUACGAGGACUCUGAUGACGAUAGCUCAAGUACUGGUGGCGCCGAGGGAAAUCGUGCUUCAUCACCAGCAAGGGAGAAGCAAGCAUUCAACGUGAAGCGUGCAAGAUUCCAACGACCGUACCGCACCAUAUUGUACAUCUCUAUGGAGUAUUGUGAGAAGCGUACGCUUCGUGAUUUGAUCUCGCGCGGCUUGCACAAAAAUGCGCCGGAAAUUUGGCGUUUAUUUCGGCAAAUUUUGGAGGGCUUGGCGCAUAUUCAUGGGCUGAGCAUCGUACAUCGUGAUCUUAAACCAGAAAACAUUUUCAUCAGCAGCGGCAUUGAUGGAGUUGACAAUGUCAAAAUCGGAGAUUUCGGUCUCGCCACCAGUGGCCAGUUCUCGGUAGAUAGAGCUGCGGCCAAUACUUUGGGGACUGAUGACAUGACACGGAGUAUCGGGACUGCAUAUUACUCGGCACCUGAAGUCCGAUCAGCGGUUAAUGGCAUGUACAGCACGAAAGUAGACAUGUAUUCACUGGGGAUCAUCUUCUUUGAGAUGUGCUAUCAACCCAUGCUUGGUAUGCAAAAAGCGGACGUCAUCGGCCAACUUCGGCGACCAACGCCGGUGUUGCCCUCCGACUUCAAACCUGCGGAAAAGACGCAGACCGAGAUUGUUUUAUCCUUGGUCAACCAUAGCCCGAAGGAGCGUCCUACAAGUUCCGAGUUGCUCAAAAGCGGCAAAUUGCCGGUGCAGAUGGAAAGCGAGACCAUCCGGCGCACUCUGGCAGGAUUGGCUGAUCCUAGUUCUCCGUAUUAUAGGAAAAUGUUGUCCACGCUUUUCGCGCGCCCCGUCGAUGCCGCCAAGGAUUACGCCUGGGACCUUUUUGCGUCUACUCCAAACAACACAGAGCUGUUGCACCAAGGACUCGUCAAAGGGAUCUUGAUGUCCAUAUUUCGGCACCACGGAGCACUCGAAAUGCCCCGUAGCUCCAUUUAUCCUAGGUCCGGGCAUUACGGUGACAAUGUUGUCCAACUGUUGGAUCCCAACGGCACUGUACUACAACUUCCAUAUGACCUGACGAUGGGAAACGCCAGAAUGGUGGCCAAACAGUCCGGGGCGCCAACUGUGCAGCGCACCUUUGCUUUUAGCAAUGUUUUCCGCGACAAACAAGAUACUGGCCAGCCUAACAUGUUUGGGGAAGUCGACUUUGACAUAGUAACGACGGACGCGCUCGACUUGGCGCUCAAAGAGGCCGAGGUGUUGAAGGUCAUCGACGAGAUAAUCAACUCGUUCCCGUCGUUGUCGCAGUCGCAGAUGUGCUUCCAUGUGGGCCAUUCUGAUCUUCUGCAGCUGAUAUUUGAACAUUGCGGAGUUGAAACGGCCUGCAGGCGCGCAGCGGCCGACGUUCUCAGCAAGCUUAACAUCCAUAGCCAUACAUGGCAGAAAGUCAAAGUGGAGUUGCGAUCUCCGGCCGUUGGCAUGUCUGCCACCAGCGUGGAUGAACUGCAGAAAUUUGAUUUCCGAGACACACCCAACAAGGCGAUGUCCAGGCUUAAAACCCUGUUUGAAGGUGGUGACAUGUAUCAAAGAGCAUCGUCUACAAUGGCUCAUCUCAAAGAGGUUGCUGAAUACAGCAAAUGGUUCGGUGUUGGCACGAAACUCUACAUAAAUCCACUGAACAGCAUAAAAGAAAGCUUCUACACAGGCGGGAUCCUGUUCUCGUGCGUUUACGACAAGAAGGUUAAGGACGUCUUCGCAGCUGGCGGGCGAUAUGACCAUCUCAUCAAGGAGCAGCGGCUCAAGACUGGCGGCAAUUACGAAGAGAGGCACGCGGUCGGGUUCAGUCUAGCUUGGGAGCGACUUGCUCGCGCCCCCAAGCCUGGGGCCAAGUCGUUCCUCAAAAAACAAGAAACAGAGCCGAGCGCAGUGUUCAACGAACGGAGAUGCGACAUACUUGUAGCGUCAUUCGACAUGGCCCUUUUACGAUCCACCGGCAUCGAAAUACUUCAACUGCUCUGGGACCAUGACAUCAGUGCAGAAAUGGCCAAGGAUGCCAGGUCACCCGAAGACUUGUUAGCCAAGCACCGGGAUGAAAACUACUCGUGGAUCAUUGUGGUUAAGCCUGAAUCCAUGCUGAAGAUCAAGACGAUGAGCCGCAAGGAUGUGCCGGACGUUGAUCUCCCGUUGGCCCGACUCAUGUCGUGGCUUCGCUCCGAAAUCAAAGAACGGGAUGCCCGUGCGUUUUCGAAAUUGAGAGGCAGUUCAGCACAAGCCGGCGACGCGACCGGAUCCAACAGCGCAGAGCGGAAUCAGGAACAGGACGUCAAGGUUCUGGUGGCCGGCACAAAGAGCAAAAAGUUCAACCGCAGACAGGUGGUGGACCAAGCCCAAGCCAGUGCGGCAAAUCUGGUGCGGUCCUUCCUGGACGGACCCAUCUUGGCCAUUGAAACCACGGACCAGGUGAUUGAGAUGAUCCGGGAAACCGACUUGUCCGACCACGAGAGCUGGAAAAAGGUGGAACACGCGGUGACCAUGACGGAGAGGAAAUACGUGCGCGAACUCCACGUACAACUCGACACGUGGCGGACAUCGUUUGAGAGAACGGGAAGCUGCAAGCACGCAUUUCUAUACAACUUCCGGACGGGUACUUGCAUAUAUUAUGACCUCGGUGGGUGA